GUGAAGAAAGCGAGCUGUCAAGGAAAAUGGGCGGUUCGUAUCGCGAGCAUGACCUCGGUCUCCUCCAUAGUUAGCCGAAUGAAAAGAGACGCACGCGUCUGAUCACGGUGAGAUGUUAAUUUACUCCCUUCGAAUCAGCAAAGUACAAGAAAAUAGAAGCCGAUGUGUGUUGAUUUGACAUUUAACAAGCCAUUGGGAUCAUGACACGCUCUUGAAUGUACAUUGCCAUUGGUUCAAUGUAACCUCACGCAGUAGCUUUGCUGAUGAACCGCAGCACGACGAGUUGAACAUUCGCUUCGUGGAAGGAGGACCACGCGGACGUCUUCCCUUUGCCUUCCACGGUGGUUUAAGAUGGGUGCCUAUGAGGAAGACACUCCCACUGCUUGACUAUUUAAGUCCUAGGUUCCCCAGACCACCAUUCACCAGCCAGCCCAACCACUGGCACGCAUUUUAUUCAUCCCCUUCAGUGUCUGAUUAGACACCGUCCUGAUCCACCCGGGCUGCGCCACCUACGGCUACCGUCCCCCCCCAUCCCCAUCACCAUUCCCAGCCUCUCACCCACUGAUAUCAUGGGGGACGUAGUACAGAUGCACUUCACCACGCCGGACUAUGUGAUCUUUGCCCUGCUGCUGGUGGCGUCCACGUGCAUCGGCCUGUUCUACGCCCUGUCCGGCGGGCGCCAGCGCACCACACAGGAGUUCUUAUUGGCCGACCGUUCUAUGAGCUGCCUGCCCGUGUCGCUGUCACUGCUCGCCACCUUCCAGUCAGCCGUGGCCAUCCUGGGAGCGCCCUCGGAGAUCUACACCUAUGGAACGCAGUACUGGUUCCUGGGAGUCUCCUACUUCCUCGGUCUGCUCAUCCCUGCCCACGUCUUCAUACCGGUCUUCUACAGGCUCCGCCUCACCAGCGCUUAUGAGUAUUUGGAGCUGCGCUUCAAUAAGACUGUGCGCAUUAUGGGGACCGUGACCUUUAUCUUUCAGAUGGUGAUCUAUAUGGGGGUGGUUCUCUAUGCCCCAGCACUCGCACUCAAUGCAGUGACUGGAUUUGACCUCUGGGGGGCAGUGCUGGCCAUGGGACUGGUGUGCACCCUGUACACAACAUUGGGAGGGCUAAAGGCAGUCAUCUGGACAGAUGUGUUCCAGACCAUUGUGAUGUUUGCUGGCCAGCUGGCGGUCAUCAUAGUGGGGGCCCACCAGGCAGGGGGCAUGGGAGAAGUUUGGCGGAAGGCCAUGAACGGCAGCCGCAUCGCUAGCUUGGAUCUGAACCCUGACCCGACGGAGAGGCACACUUUCUGGACGCUGGGGGUGGGCGGGGUAUUCCUCAUGCUGGCUCUGUACGGGGUCAACCAGGCCCAGGUUCAGAGGUACCUCAGCUCCCGCACUGAGAGGGAGGCCGUCAUGUCAUGCUACGUGGUGUUUCCCUGCCAGCAGGUGGUGUUGUGUCUAGGUUGUCUGAUGGGCCUGGUGAUGUAUGCUCGCUAUGGUGAGGAAAGCCCGCUUGAUAAGGGCUACGUCAAAACCAAUGACCAGAUGGUGCUGUACUUUGUGAUGGAUGUGUUCAGGGACCUGCCAGGCCUCCCAGGGCUGUUUGUAGCCUGCCUGUUCAGCGGAGCUCUCAGUACCAUCUCAUCAGCGUUUAACUCCCUAGCGACGGUAACCAUGGAGGACCUGAUCAAGCCUUACUGCCCGGCCAUGACAGAGGCCAAAGCUACGCUGCUCUCAAAGGGCCUGGCGUUGGCCUACGGUCUGGUAUGUCUGACCAUGGCCUACGUUGCAUCUCUCAUGGGCUCAGUGCUGCAGGCAGCAUUCAGUAUCUUUGGGAUGGUGGGUGGUCCUCUCCUCGGCCUCUUCUGUCUGGGAAUGUUCUUCCCCUGGGCUAACUCCACUGGUGCGAUUGUAGGGUUGGUGGCAGGCCUGGCUAUGGCGUUCUGGAUUGGCAUUGGUAAUUUUGUGUCUCGUAUGGCCGUGCCUACCCCUCUGCUCCCCAUCAUCAACGCCACCACUAUGCCCCUCCGCGGCAACAUGACUACCGCUGUCAUGACAACCCUGAUUACUUCAAUCACCGCUAAACCAAAGCCGACAGGUGUGCAGGCCCUGUACAAUCUGUCCUAUUUGUGGUACAGUGCUCAUAACUCUACCACUGUGGUGAUAGUGGGACUGAUAGUCAGCCUGUUGACCGGUCCUAUGAAGGAGAAAGACCUGACCCCAGGGACUGUGUACCCUGUCCUGGGGAACCUGCUCUUCUUCCUGCCUGAACGCUACAGGGAGAAGCUCUGCUGUGUCACUCCACUGUCACACAAGCCCAAAGCUAUCAACACGCAGCCGUACCAGAUGGCUCAGGAGAGCAACGGCGUUGCCCAACACAAAGAGGAGGAGAAAAUAGAGAAGGAUAAGAAGGACGAGGAGAGGGCCACCCCUCAGCCUUCCUGCCGACUGGCUCACACAGUGCAGGAGACGGCCUUGUAACAGACCCCCCUACACACAUGCCCCACCACUUCCACAACCCCCCUCAGCUCUCUCAACCCUUGGGGAGAGGACCCACGUGGGGCCAGAGAGGCAGCGGAGAUCCAGUGUGCCUGGACAUGACUUCCAUCAAGAACCACAGGGUCAAUGUGGAGAAACAGGGAGAUUCACCCCUGACCCUUCCUCCCUGGAAAAACUGAUACAACCACAAAUAUAUGGUGGUUUUUAAGAGUGCCAGAGUCCUCUGCUAUAAUGAAGAAUAGUGCACUUACAACUGGACCCCCCCAGCCACAAAUCGUGUGUGUCUUGAAAUCAUUGAUACGUCAUUAAGGAUGGCACUGGUCACAGUUUCCCUAAACUGAAGUAACUAGAAAUCACUACUUAUGAGCCUGGAGUUUUGAGAAGAGCCAAAAUGUCUGAAUUGAGGUGGAUUCCUGGAUGGAGAAAUGCUAGCGCAACACAAGUGGCAAUCAUGCGCCGUGCUGAGGAGAAGUCUCAUUGUUGUCCAGUUAGUAGAUCUAAGAGCCUGGACUGAACAAAAGGGCUGUGAUUGUCAUUCUGUUAUUUUGUUAAAUGAAUGAUUGAAAGAUUGUGGACAUACACAUGCACUAAGUUGUUCAAAUGACUGUGAAAAUGGACCCAAGUCUUUUGUUUCGGGUAGAGAGCAGGUAGCCUAGUAAUUAAGAGCAUUAGGCCAGUAACCGAAAGGUCCCUGGUUUUUAUCCCCGAGCCGACUAGGUAAAAAAUAGUUAUGUGUCCUUAAGUUAGGCACUUAUUGCUCUUGUAAGUCGCUUGGGAUAAGAGUCCGCUAAAUUACUAAAAUGUCAAAUUAGCAGGCGGAGAAGAGGUAAUUUAGAUUUAACUGUCAUUGCAUAUUAUUUUUAUAGAAAAGAUUAAGCCGGUACGUCAGAUGAACUAUAAGAAUUUUUAAAACCGUGUGGCUGUGGUCCGAGUUCUCUUGAAUGCUCUUCCCAACAGCUAAAGGUUUGAAGCUGCGCAUGUGCGUGAUUCUCUACUUUACGCACAGUCUGUACUACUCCUUCGGCUGCCCACGGUGCCCAGAGAACAGGCUACUCUCGUGAAAUGGUGCUUGUUUAAUAACGUUAGAUCAAAGCUGAAUCCAUGUCUGCAAGACCACAUAAUGAUAGUAUUCUACAUAACAGAGCCACAUAUAAUGGCAUAGUGGAACAUUAUGCUGUUGUAAGACAAACAACCUCAUUUCAGGACGAUUGUGCGACGGGUCGCAUUUUUCUCUCAAGUGGCCGACGCUCAACAACAUGCGCCACCAGGCAAAAUGUGUGCUUGAUUGAAACCCAACGCAAGCACGCUACAGCUUGUUAGCACCAUCUACUAAAUAAUUAGCUCACUACAUCGUUCAAAACAACACUGUAGAGAUGUAAAUGCAUAGCCCUAUUAAACAGAUCAAAUGGUUAGCAUGCAGAUGCUGCAUUUACGUUUUACCAAUAAAACUUCCAACAAUUACCAUUAAUGAUUGACUGUGAGAACUGUGAAGGGAGGUUGACCACAAUGUGUGCGUAAGGUUGAUUGUGAUCUUACAGACAUUGAUUCCACUUUAUUAAACCAGCACCGUUCGCCAGUGUAGCCUGUUCUCUGGGCAGCUGAAUGAGUAGAGCAUAGACUGUGUAAAGUACAGAAUCUCACACAUGCCCAGAAUCUUCAAACCUUUAGCUAUCGGAAAGAGCGUUCCAGAGAACUUGGCCUUUAAAAGAUAAUAAUAAUAAUAAUCCUUUAUGUCCCUGUAGACAGUUCCCAAAGCUCCUUGUGUCUGUUUGCUUUACAUGGCCUUAUUUGGCUUGCUAUAGUAACUUAAUAAAGAGGUAGAUAACCUUAAACACUCUUAACAUGCCAUACAGUUUUAUAUAUUGUAGGUGGAGCUCAAGACAUCACCUCAUUUGCCAUUAACUGGGAUCACAUUUUCAGGUCAUUGAGUCUGCACUACUACUUCAUCGAGAACCAGAUAACCUGGUUAGCUAGUGACAUUAAUGCAUGUAGAAUACCUUAUCCUCGCAGUCCAUUCACACUGUAGAUCCCAUAGUUACUUCAGGUGCCUCAUUAGUAGGCAGUGUGUGAAUGUAGUUUAAUUUUGAUUACUGAUCAGUGUGUAAUUAGGAUUGUGAUACAGUAUACUUAUACUGCAUAGUACAUGUAUAAUGAUUCUCCAUAUGUGUCUUCGAUGUUUGUUAGCUUUACAUGUAUGACCUGUGUCUCGUCCACCCCACUGCUCUAACAGAGCAUAUUUACAGUGAAGGGAACAGCUCUGGUUCAAACUGGAAAACUGCAGCCAUUUUGAUGGCUCAACAGAGUUCAGUACUCAGAAAUCUUAGGGUAGACUAAUAUAUGUGAUGUUCUUUGGUUGUAUCUUUGAAGGACUUGGUUUCCUUUUGGCACUUCACUGUUUCUUGAUGUUCAAUGUACCAGGGGAAAAAUUCCAAUAAUUUUAAAAUGAAAGAAGUACAAUGUUUUAUGGUGUGUUUUUGUACAUGGCCACUUUAUCUAAUUAUGUAAAUGUUUUUCCAGAACAGUAUCGGCGGUUGAUUUAACAUUGUUAUUAUGAAGACAUUUUUUUUUUUUUUUGGUCAUUCGAUGAAUAUGAAAGCAGAUGUUGAAUUUUAAUGAUUAUUUGUCAAAUGUUUCAUAUUCAUGUUUCAAGGUCCUAUUUGCAAUCUGAAGAAUUCUCAUGUCAUUCUCUGUUCAAAAUCUUCAUUUUGUACUCCUCCCAUCUACUGGAAUACCUAACCACACUACAGAAUUCAAGUCAGGGUAGUGUGGUAGUACUCUGUUGAGAUUAUCUGGUAUGUGGUGAGCUUGUGAUUCCAUAUGGCCUGUUUGUCCUUCAAACAGGGACUCUACUUGUGUGUGUUUGUCUCUCUGUGGUUGUUUCUGUAGUUGGGGACUCGAGUGACAUGCCUGUCCAUCUGUCUUACUGUGGUUUGGGUUGGGAUAACUUUUGAUUGACUACAUAGUGACUCAUUUAGCCCAUACCAAUCUGCUUUACUUGUUUCCAAAGAGUUUUUACAUAAAAAUUCUGUAGAGCCAUUUUCUACCUGCCUUUUUACCCCGUCUACCUUUCAUGGGGAAUAAAGAAACUCUGGCUAUGGAUGGGCAGAUAGAUAGAUAUAUAUAUUUGUAUUUAUUUAUUGUGGGGCUAAUGUUGUGGCACUACUGACUGAAUGCCAUGCUAUUAGGCUUCUGACACCAUUGUUAUCAAUGACAUACAGGCAAAUUUUGCAUUGGAUCCUAUGGCUACAGUCCGAUACGAGCAAGGAAUGUUGUUCAUUCAUCCCCACUGAAAAAAUACCUCUUCUCGUUCAAAGCAUAUAGAAAAUGAUGUCAUCGCUUUGUUUUGAUAGUUUAUUACAAAAAGAGAGAAUACAUAUAUCUAUAUUUCCAUUGACUUCAUUACUAUUUGUUGCAAAUGGAACUAUGUUGUGGAACUUUUGAGUGGCGGCAGGUAGCCUGGCGGGUUGGAGCGUUGGGCAAGUACCCCGAAAGGUAGCUGGAUCGACUCUCUGAGCCGACAAGGUAAAAAUCUUUCGCUCUGCCCCUAAGCAAGGCAGUUAACCCACUGUUCCUUGGGUGCCGAUGACUCUGAUUUAGAGGGGUUGGGUUAAAUGCGGAAGACACAUUUCAGUCGAAUACAUUGUACAACUGAUGAGGUUUCCCCAUUUCUAUGUGCAAGUACCAUUAAAAUGUUUUGUGAAUGGAGGGCAGAAGUGGUGAAGUAGUUAUUGUUAUACUAUUUCUGUGUUUGCACAACAAAGCAACUUCAAACUAGGGUUUUCUGUAUGUUUGUACGUAAUGAAGUUAGGGCUAUCCCUUCUUGUUGUAACAUUCACAAAUAUUUCUAUCGUUCUUAGAGGGGUUUUUUUGUCCUUUUUUAAUUGGCAUCCUGUGACUGACAAAGUUGAUAUUUUGUUGAUAAAGUUGAUUUGAUAGUCUGUGAUAAGAUAUGACUGAAUUGAUUCCUUCUUCAUCAUGCAGAUAAACUCUUCCAAGUCAUUUCUGGUAACGCUAAACUUUAAAUGAAGUGAAGACCACCCCUUUCCAGCACAUGUUUUGGAUGAAUUUACAGUCUGCAGUGCUGAGAUACGGUUAUUCAAGAUGUCAAUUUACCCAAUGUGAGUUUAGGACUGUGUUUUAGUAAUACUGACAUCUACUCAGAGCACAAUCGAGACCUAUUCUGUGAUCUUGUUUUGAAGUUGACAGGGCCAACUAUCUAGAAAAGAUGAGUUGUAAAGUGACACGUGAAUAUGAAGGGCAAAACGGUUGUAUUGAGUUUGCUUGCACCAGCUAAAUCAUAGAUUGGACUAAGACAAUUUACAGCCUGAACCGUAAAGUAGAAGAUCUGUAAACCAUUGCGUCCUAAAAAUGAUCAAUCCUGAAUAGCUUCUAUCCAUACCAAUUUACUAUGAGAUGUGUUUAGUUUAGAGUACAUUUAAAAUGCACUUGGCCGUGAGAGAGAAGCAUGGCACUUGGUCAUUUCAAAAGAUAAUAAAUAUUCUGACUCAAUAUUUAUUAUUAAUAUUUGUUCUCCAAUUUGUAUGAAUUCUUCCUAGUAUGCAUUCCCAAAAACCAUAAGCAGUGGCGUUUGGUCAACUACACUGCUUUGGCUGUGCCUUCAUAUGAUCUCUAUCAUGAUUAUUUUGUCAUAUUGUUGGAUGUCAUGGAAGUUGAUUAGCUCGUACUAGGAGCACACUACAAAGGGGCAGCUGUGAUAGGGUGGAGUUGAACUCUCAUUUACCAAGCAGAAUGAGAUCUGUGUCCUGUUCAUUAUGUCAAUGGGAGCCAAUGUUUUGAAAAAUAACUGAAUCGAGCUUCCCUUUUGGAAAAGCUCAAGUGGUACCUUUUCAGUUUGCAAACAUUUUCUGUUUUGGACAUUACUGAACACUCCCUAGGUCUGUGAGCGAAGUCUUCAGUAGUGGCUGUAUCUGUGUCUGACCACCCUGGUGGACAUGAUUUCUCAAGGUCAAAUGUUUGUAAGUGAAUGAAUUUUGGUAACAUAAUUGUUGUUGCUCUGUUUUUUUAAAAUAAAAUGUUGGAUUGGA
Molecule: messenger RNA, 7528 nt
Organism: Oncorhynchus tshawytscha (Chinook salmon)
Lineage: Eukaryota; Metazoa; Chordata; Actinopteri; Salmoniformes; Salmonidae
Gene: slc5a6a
Product: solute carrier family 5 member 6a
Exons: 16
Coding region: 570-2465 (631 amino acids)
Biological process (GO): pantothenate transmembrane transport; biotin transport; sodium ion transport
Cellular component (GO): membrane
Molecular function (GO): sodium-dependent multivitamin transmembrane transporter activity
Source: RefSeq, a predicted model, not a curated record